Molecule: messenger RNA, 2415 nt
Organism: Erigeron canadensis
Lineage: Eukaryota; Viridiplantae; Streptophyta; Magnoliopsida; Asterales; Asteraceae
Exons: 8
Coding region: 160-2055 (631 amino acids)
Source: RefSeq, a predicted model, not a curated record
GAAGUUCAUCAACAAAUGGUUUUAAUAAAAUCUCAAAGAAAAAAACCCUUUAUAUUGUCGUGUUGUGUGCAGCACUAUCUUUUAUCGGUUUAGAACCAAGAAAACUGAUUGAUCUUGAAUUCAUCAUCUUCAUGAAGUUACAGAUUUGUUUGAAAAGAAAUGACUCGCACGAAACGGUCUGCUCGUAAAUCUAAGGCACGCAGAGCGGCACCUAAACUACCCCGUGAUCAUUCCCUCCGGCCUGAGGGUUUGGUAUGUAGGACAUGUGGUGAUGAAGGAUUCAACAAUGCAUUUGUUUACUGUGUUAAGUGUCUCGAAUUUGCCGUACACAGGUACUGCCUGGAUGUAAUACCAAAGGUAUUAAAUGGGAUUGUCAUUUGGUUUUGCGAAAAUUGCAAACCCGCAGGUCCAUAUACGGUUAUUUUUACCAAGAAACAAAAAUGGAGAGAAAGAAUAAGACUAAAGAGACAAAGGAGAUAUAUUUCUUUGGAAGCAAGGAAAGAGGUCAGCUGUCCAAAGCAGGCUACAAAACCUAACCAUGGGGGUGUUUCACUGAUACCUUCUCCACUAGAAGAAGCAUUAGUGAAUUCAGAUCUAGGACCCAGUCAAAAAUGGAGAGAAAGAAUAAGACUAAAGAGACAAAGGAAAUAUAUUCCUUUGGAAGCAAGGAAAGAGGUCAGCUGUCCAAAGCAGGCUACAAAACCUAACCAUGGGGGUGUUUCACUGAUACCUUCUCCACUAGAAGAAGCAUUAGUGAAUUCAGAUCUAGGACCCAGUCAAAUUACUCGAUGUGUGGUUUUGGGGUUGGCCAAGUGCGUUUUUCCAAAUCAGGCUUCAAAGUCUGCUCAGUUGGACAACUGUUAUCCAGUAAACGAAAGUGCUUUACCAAAAGAUGAGCAUUUACAGAUCCAAGAAGAGAGUGGCAAAAGUUCACUUUAUGGAAAAAUGACUUCCCCUAAAAGAAAACAAAUAAAUGAAAGGACAAUUGCUGCUCUGGUAACAGCGGGAGACAAGAUCAGCUGUCCUGAGGGGGACGCAGAGCCUAACUAUGAGUGUGUUUCGCCAAAAAAGUCUACACCAAAAGUAGCACCGGUAAAUUUAGCUUUAGGACCCAAUCAAAUCGAUCCAUGUGUGGAGAAAGGCAUUUUCCAGAAGCAGUUUACAGAGUCUGCUGAAUUGGAGAAUUUUUCUUUAACUGGAAGUGCAGAAAAGAAAAGAGAUGCGAUGUUCCUGCCUAUUGAAAAAGAGAAACAUAAAACUCAAAGAACCACAGAUCCAAUCGAGCAUUCGUCGUGCGAUUCUAGCUGUACAGAUGUAACUUUUAAGGGUAAGGAGGAUACGACUCCCUCUGCAGACGAGCAGAAAUGUGAUAUAAAACAAUUUGACUGUGGUCUUGCAAAGUUGGUCACUGAUUCUUCAUCCAUUAAAAAAGAGUUGAACAAUAUAAUGGAGGAAAAUGAUGACCAAGCUGAAACAGCAAACCAUAAGCUGAAGGAAGAAAAUCUAAAAAUGGAAAGAGAUAGUCCUAUAGCUUCCCGAUCAGCCAACAUUGAAAACAUUGUACAACACAUCAAUCCUCGACCUGCAAGACCAGUCCUGGAGCUAGUAUGGAGGGGAAAUUUUAGUAUUGUUCAAACAGACUAUGACCUAUUUGAAGGAUUAGUUGGCCAAGUAUCAGAGAAAGCUUGUUUGAAGGCCAUUGUGGAGGCAAGAACACUUCCAAAAUUGCUUAGCUUACAAAUGCAACCUAAGACUGAACUUUGGCCAGUGAGCUUCUCGGAGUUCCCUCCUUCUGAUGAACAAAUUGCUCUCUUCUUUUUUCCUGGAAGCACAAAAAAUAAUUUGGGUUAUAAACAGUUGGUUACGGACAUGAUAGAUGAAGACCUCGCAAUGAGCGUCCCAACAAAAAAUGCAGAGCUAUUGAUAUUCACAUCUAGAGUAUUGCCUCCAUCAUCCUGGACGAUCCAAGAGAAUUAUUAUCUAUGGGGAGUUUUCAGAAGAAAAAGGAAUGAUGGUGCAUUACCCGUGGAUGGCAGUUUCACACAACGACAAUAAUUGUGAUUUGGCGAGAGGAUCCUAGAACAAACUAACAAUUGAUGAAGAAACUUGACAAAAGUGAAAACAAAUGAUUCUGGGAGUCCUCAAAGUCCUUUGUGCAAUUACAGGUAAAUCAUGGCCUCGAUAUGGAAGCUGAAAUUCACCAACUUCGAUGAAGCAGUAUCAUUUUUUGGAUGAAUACAAUUUCUAUCACAACCUACUGUUGAGAAUGUGUCCUUUUUGGUUAGAUUGUCAGGCAGUAUAAUAAGUAAGCGACUCACUAGAUAUUUAGCCUCCUAAUGAGAUAUUUCACUAUUUAGCCAUAUCUUGUGUAAUCAGAAUGUGAAUAUCUAAUUUUAGAAAGUUUUUUUAUACUCA